GCAGGAUGCCGGCGUGGUGGAAGGGGAAGGGGAAGAAGAGCAAGGGGGGAGGCGGGGCGGCGGCGGCGGCAGUAGCGGUCGCCGGUGGGGAGAAGGCGGGGAGGAGCUUCGACGAGGCGCUACUCGGGAAGGGGGGAGGGAAGCAGCAGCAGCAGGUGGCGGUGGUGGUCAGGCACCCGCUCCCGCGUCCGGCGUCGCUGCCGGCGCCGCUGCCGUCGUCGACCACGCCUGGGUCCGGGUCCGGGUCCGGGUCGGCGUCGGCGUCCAGCGCGGGGAGCUCGUCGCUCGGGUCGUCGGCGGCGUCCGACGAGCCGCCGGAUCUCGGGACUUACAGGGUGCCAGAUGCAAGCUACGCGCUUCCGGGCAGAACGCUGGCUAUUGAUUCUCGGAAACAAAGCCCUUUGCUUGAAGAAGGACGCUUUUUCACAAACAACCAGGUUUUGGACCAUGCGAGGUUGUCUGAAACUUCAGUUUCUCCAAGGAAAGAAUCGUACCUUCUCAAUUUGGAUCUUUCAAAUGAUCGAACUGCGUAUUGCCAUGGUCGGAAAUCAACGGAGAUUGUUUUCAACACAAGAGUGCCAAGCUCUCCCCCUAGCUCUAAAGGCCAAAUUCCCUGUCCAACCUCCCCUGUGCAAUCAAGAGCAUUUGGGCAGUGCCCAGGAUCCCCCACUGCAUGGCAGGAUGAUUCACGUAGCUCAAGCUCACCUCACCCUCUUCCCCGUCCUCCAGGUCCUCCUGGUCCUCCAGGCUCCCCAUGCUCAUCAUCACGUUCCGUCAGUUCACAGUGGAAGAAGGGCAAGCUGUUAGGUAGUGGUACAUUUGGGCAAGUAUACCAAGGAUUUAACAGUGAAGGUGGCCAAAUGUGUGCAAUUAAAGAGGUCAAGGUUAUUUCUGAUGAUUCUAACUCGAAAGAGUGUCUCAGGCAGCUACAUCAGGAAAUUGCGCUUUUGAGUCAGUUGUCGCAUCCAAACAUUGUUCAGUACUAUGGCAGUGAUCUGUCUAGCGAGACACUGUCAGUCUAUCUUGAGUAUGUUUCUGGGGGAUCUAUCCAUAAGUUGCUUCAAGAGUAUGGUGCAUUUGGGGAGGCAGUCCUUCGGAAUUACACAGCACAAAUUCUUUCUGGCCUUGCAUAUUUGCAUGGACGAAAUACAGUGCAUAGGGAUAUCAAAGGUGCCAAUAUACUUGUAGAUCCUAAUGGUGACAUCAAACUUGCCGAUUUUGGGAUGGCCAAGCAUAUAUCAGCGCACACAUCUAUCAAGUCCUUCAAAGGAAGCCCUUAUUGGAUGGCGCCCGAGGUUAUUAUGAAUAGCAAUGGCUACAGCCUUUCAGUUGAUAUUUGGAGCCUUGGCUGCACCAUUAUUGAGAUGGCAACUGCAAGACCUCCUUGGAUUCAGUAUGAAGGGGUGGCUGCAAUAUUCAAAAUUGGCAACAGCAAAGACAUACCUGAUAUUCCGGAUCAUCUUUCUUUAGAGGCGAAAAACUUUUUGAAACUUUGCUUGCAGCGUGAUCCUGCUGCCCGCCCUACUGCUGCUAAGCUAAUGGAGCAUCCCUUUGUCAAGGACCUAGUUGCGAACAGAAGCUUCAGGUCUGGCAUGUCAAAGGACCUCUCUCCAACUUCCUUCGACAGAAAAGGAGGAAUGGUACAGACAAGCAACAGAAGCUUAUCUCCUCUACGAGAUCCAGACCUCACGAUGAGAAACUUACAAGUACCAACUUCUGCCAUUCCUUCAAUUUCUACCCGCAGGAUCUCUGCCAUCAAUCCAUCCAAUGUGCGGAUGAACAUGUCCCUACCCGUGUCACCCUGCUCUAGCCCAUUACGGCAGUACCGGCAGUUGAAUCGGAGUUGCAUGCCAUCACCUCCUCAUCCAGCCUAUUCAGCUGGAGCAGCCAACUACAGCCCUAUCAACAAUGCGCUGUACCCAACAAGACCAAGCAACCAUCUUCCAGAUCCAUGGCUCGAAAUCUCUCAAUUGAAAACACCACCAUUUGAUUCUCCAAGAAGAUUGUAGAAAACCCACUCACUGUCUGUAUACUGGAAAUCUGGAAUGAAAGAUGUUCCAUAAGUUAGAAGAAAAAAAGGGGUUCUUUUUUUUGUUGUUUCACCCUUUCUGUAUGUAUCUUCCUCUCAGGAUGCUAGUCGCAUCGCCAUUGUACAAAUGCACAAAUGAGUUCAGUGAAAAUGAGUAGCAUUUCAGAUU
Molecule: messenger RNA, 2198 nt
Organism: Oryza brachyantha (malo sina)
Lineage: Eukaryota; Viridiplantae; Streptophyta; Magnoliopsida; Poales; Poaceae
Product: mitogen-activated protein kinase kinase kinase 3-like
Exons: 11
Coding region: 6-2009 (667 amino acids)
Biological process (GO): protein phosphorylation
Molecular function (GO): protein kinase activity; ATP binding
Source: RefSeq, a predicted model, not a curated record